Molecule: messenger RNA, 785 nt
Organism: Dalotia coriaria
Lineage: Eukaryota; Metazoa; Arthropoda; Insecta; Coleoptera; Staphylinidae
Gene: Pfdn5
Product: prefoldin 5
Exons: 3
Coding region: 103-591 (162 amino acids)
Biological process (GO): RNA polymerase III assembly; RNA polymerase II core complex assembly; protein folding
Cellular component (GO): cytoplasm; prefoldin complex
Source: RefSeq, a predicted model, not a curated record
CCUCACAAAAGUAUCUAAAUUUGUCAUAUUACCAUUUUCGGUGGUUUGCGGUGGUUCUGCACCUGUGUUAAUAAUUAAGAGUUAUCUGAUACCGAAGCAAAAAUGUCACAAAUUUCAUCGCAAGAAUCACCGCAUAUGCAGCAAGUCGACCUUACGACUCUAUCUUUGCCACAACUAACGCAGUUAAAACAACAAUUAGACUCGGAAUUAAAUUUGUUUCAAGAGUCUCUGCAGUCGUUAAAAAUGGCUCAAAAUAAAUUCAAACGUUCCGGCGAGUGUUUAGGAAAGAUCACACCUGAAUGUGAAGGUAGAGAAAUACUAGUUCCUCUUACUGGCUCGAUGUAUGUACCUGGCAAGGUAGCCGACUCAAAACGCGUUAUCAUUGAUAUUGGCACAAGGUAUUAUGCAGAGAAAGAUAUCAAAGAUGCAUCUGACUACUUCACAAGGAAAGUAAAGUUUGUGACUGAACAAAUGGAGAAUAUUCAGGUCCUGGGAUUGGAAAAGAGCCGAAUUCGUGAUACCAUUAUUGAAGUUAUGGAAUUGAAGCUAUCACAAAUGCAGCAACAACAAGGCCAAGCAGGGCAGAGCUGAAGAAUGCAAAAUGAAUGAAUCAUCUCACCUACACAUGAACAAUAAAACUCAAUGCUUGUCACAUUUAUUUCUCAGUUUGCAUAUGCAUUUGUAAUAUUCAUUAGGUAUGUAUUAAGUUUUGACUUAAGCCAAAUAUUUUAAUUUUGUGUUAAGAAACAUUGCAAUCUAUUUCAAAAUAAAGCUGAUUGAAACUA